CACCCUCUACCUUUCCCCCCGACGUGUAAACUAAGAUUGUGUAAUUUUCCAAUAAUAAAUGCUCUGGGAAAAUUAGCGGAUGAUGUUGGAAGCCGAAUUUAAUAACGGACAUCGGGGCAAUGUAACGGUCAGGCACGUACGUACGUACGGUAAUGUCAGCGUUACAAGUAUAAGUGAAGGCUGUAGGGUGCUGUACGUUGUUUUUAGUGUUUGUGUGACAUGCGCACACACCGCCAGCAGCAGCACCGACCUGCUGUCCGACACCGACACAUCGUGAGGAGGGACACCGAGAGACACCGCAGCAGCCUCGGGAAUGUAAAGGAGACAGGCUCGGGGACAGACGGAGAGCGGUCCUGUCUGUCAGAGAAUGCCACAGCAAGUGAACGCAACCUCGGCGUUGGAUCACGAUCGUGACCCGUUGUCGUUCAGAUUUCUACCCCUCGUUGGGUGGUGAUUGUUAUUCUUCAUAUUUUAUUAGAAGAAGUCAUCGCCGAACCAAGAUGCCGCCCCGUUCUCACAGCCUCCAAUCCAGCCGACUGACGCUCUCUGAGACAAGCAUGGGCUCCUUUAAGAGAAGGAAGAGGAAAUCCAUAACGGUGACGGUGAUGCUGCUAAUUGUCUCUGUUCUGAUCCUCGUUUUCGGCCUGGCGGCGACCACCCGGACACAAAACAUCACUGUGGGAGGCUACUACCCUGGAGUCAUUCUCGGCUUUGGCUCUUUUCUGGGAAUCAUCGGUGCUCAUUUGAUAGAGAACAAGAGGCAGAUGUUAGUUGCAUCUAUUGUCUUCAUCAGUUUCGGAGCAGUUGCCGCCUUUUGCUGCGCUAUUGUUGAUGGAGUUUUUGCAGCGAGGCACAUUGACCUCGAGCCUCUGCAUGCCGGGCGCUGUGGGUAUCUGUCCAGUGAUUCUGCGUCUGAGCGUGAGGUGCCGUGCCGGUCGUCGUGUAAGCUGCAUGUGAAGAGCAACACCUGUUACUGCUGUGAACUCUACAACUGUGGGAGAGAACCUCUUAUGGGACUUCAGAAUAAAGAUGUUUUGAAAAAGUUUAGGAAGUCAUCCAUGAUUUGGAAGCCCAGCCGAGCAGAAGUGAUGGGAGGUUACCAUGAAUACACAGAUGUGAAAAGCUGCCAGGACGUUGUGCACCUUUACUACCUGCUGUGGUCUGCGACCUUCCUGAACAUCGUGGCGCUUUUUCUGGGCAUCAUCACUGCGGCUGUGCUGGGAGGCUUCAAGGACAUGAUGCCUGCUCCUGCUUCAGAGACUGCAUCUGAACCGGAGGCCAUCGCUGCUCCCGUCCCUCCUGCUCCUCCUCCUCCCACCACUGCCCUCAACCUGUAUCACAACGCUGCCCCCUGCCUGCCACCUUACACCGCCUACGACCUGCAGGGCCCCUUCCUGUUCCCGGACUCCUCAGGCCUCUCAGAUGACUCCCAGUCUGGAGCCAGCCACCUCUGGCCCACCAUGAUCCCUCCUCGCUACUCCCCGCCUCAUGAACACCCUGACGAGAAACCGCCGCCGUACAGCCCGUAGGCCGGCUCCAAGCGAUGGAAACACCUGAGGACCCGUCAGGUGUCGGGAGACUCUCGCUCAGAUUCUGCUGGCUUUUCUUCACAAACUCUGAAUGAUGCGUUGAAGAAAAGAAAGGCGAGGGAAGGACGACCACAGCGCCGGCUAGCAGGACUAGCGCUAGGACUCGCUCUGGCCGUUUCUGUGCGUCCAUAUCUGAGAGAGAGAGAGAGAGACGCAGCCUGCUCACCGGCAGGUUUGUUUACACAUCUAUCUGCCUUAAUGCAUACGGACUCCAAACACUGCGCCAUUUAAAGACUCUUCUCCUGUACAGAAACUCUCCUCCAGCUCAUACGUUCUUCACGUGUCAUUAAUGGAAACUAAAAAAAAAAAAAGCCUUUCUGCCUCAACUGGAGCAGAAGAAAUUGACUGAAAGAGACUUUAUAGCUGGAAGCUUCGGAGUCCAGAUAGGAGUCAGGUUGAGAACCCAACAAAUCAUUUCUGAAUUAGUUUCUAAACGUCUCUGACUGUAACUAGAAGGAAAUGUUUAAUGAAGGCGUCACAUGCUUGUGUUUGUACAACAGCAUGUUGUAGUUAGCAGCACCGCUAGGCCUAAAGCAGAUCAUGAUAUUUAUUUCUGUUCUCUUCUGUGUGGUGAACAGAGCAACGCUAUUCAGGAAAUAAACUAUUGAAUCUACUACAGUAGCUGCUGAGGAGACACAUUUAACUCUAUUUAUUCUAUUUCUACCAAAAGCUGUGAAGCCGAUGUGAUUAAAUACGUUCAGGAGGAAUAAACUGGUGUUCUGUUUGUAUCA
Poecilia latipinna (sailfin molly) is the source of this 2320-nucleotide messenger RNA. It is a transcript of the gene tmem255a, whose product is annotated as transmembrane protein 255A. The transcript is spliced from 10 exons. The record is from RefSeq and is a predicted model, not a curated record. Bases 501 to 1529 code for a protein of 342 amino acids. NCBI's taxonomy places the organism in Eukaryota, Metazoa, Chordata, Actinopteri, Cyprinodontiformes, Poeciliidae.